AGAGGGAUGCUCUCGAGAGCACGGCCGGGGGUGGGUGGGCGACCUGGAAACGCCUCUCCCUCGGAGCUCUCCGGGAAAGGAAGGGCGUGCUGGAGAUGCCCUAGCCGAGAGCACAAGCAGCCGGCGGCGGCCUCGGGUCCCUCCGUCCUUCGGCCGACGUCCGCUUCCCACGGAGUAGUUCCCAGAUGGGGGCUUUCUCCCCGCGACUCGAUUCCACACUCACACACAAACACAGGCAUAGCUGGGGAUGGGAUUGCGGGGUUGGUUGGGGUACAACACUCGGCUCAGGGAAAGGGCUCUGCAUGAGACACGCGUUGGCCGUGUUCGCACAACACACUCCCUGAUCACAAACAGACUUCGCAAGUGGGUUCGCACAACAGGCAACAUGGCGCUCCGCUCCGUCCUGCUUCUGAGCUUCCUGCCGUCGGUUCUAGCGGGCGGCGGCUGUCCCCGCUGGUGCUCCUGCUCUAGGACGGCCCAGGUGGAGUGCUCGGGCGCUGAGGUCACAGAGAUGCCCGCGCCGCUGCCCGGCAAGGCCAUGAGCCUGCAGGUGGUCAACACACGCCUGGCCGCUCUGGGCCCCGCGGCCUUUGGCAACGCCUCGCAGCUGCUCGCCCUACGGAUGGAGAAGAACCUGCUGGAGCACCUCAGUCCCCGCGCCUUCUGGGACCUGGGGGCGCUGCGUUACCUGAGCCUGGCAAGCAACAGGCUGCAGGAGCUGCCGCCCGAAGUCUUCCGGCCGCUGGCCCGGCUGGAGGCACUGCUACUGUCGGGGAAUCAGCUGCGCCGCAUCCAGCCGGCCCACUUCACCGGCCUCAACGCGCUCAAGGAGCUGCAGCUGCACGGGAACCGCCUGCAGGCCGUGCCCCCGGGCGCCUUCGACCAGCUGCCCAACUUGGCCCGCCUCAACCUGGCCCGCAACCAGCUGGUGCGCCUGCCGCCCCGCCUCUUCACGCCCCUGGUGCGCCUGCAGGUGCUGCGUCUCUACGAGAACCAGCUGAGUGAGCUGGCGCCCCGCGCCUUCGGCGGCCUGGGCGACCUGCAGGAACUGGCCCUCUAUCAGAACCGGCUCCGCCAGCUCCCCUCCGGCCUCUUCGCCGGCCCACGCAGGCUGCAGAAGCUGCUGCUGUCCGGCAACCUCCUGGAGGUGCUGCCCGAAGGGCUCCUGCUGGGCCUGCCCGAGCUCUCGCGGCUCUCACUCUUUGGAAACGCCCUGCGCGAGCUGCGCCCAGGUACCUUCGGCCCGAUGCCGCAACUGCGAGAGCUCCGGCUAGCCGACAACCAGCUGGCCUCGCUGCCCGGCCGCGCCCUGGCCAACCUCACCGCGCUGCAGAUCCUAGUCCUGAGCAAGAACCGCCUCGCCUCGCUCGCAUCCGCUGCCUUCGCUGGUCUCCAGGGUCUCGAGGAGCUCGCCCUGCACUCCAACCAGCUGGCCACGCUGGACGGGGAGCUCUUGCGCGGCCUGACCUUGCUGCGGAACCUCUCCUUGCACAGCAACCAGCUAGCCACCUUGCCCGCGCGCCUCUUCCAGGGGACCCCGGGCCUGCGCGCCCUUCAGCUGCAGAACAACUCGCUGGAAGAGCUUCCGGCAGGCAUCUUCGACGGAUUGCCGGAGCUGCGGGACCUCCAACUGCACGACAACCCCUGGCAUUGCAACCCCGCCCUGCGGUCGCUCCGGCGCUGGCUGCGGGAGAACAGAUCCAGCCUUGGCCGAGAAAGCCGCCACCCCCGUUGCGCCUCUCCACCUUGGCAGCUGGGCCGGUCCCUGCUGGAGCCGGAGGCCACAACCUUCGGUCCCGGGACCUCCGCACUGCCGGAGGGCUGGGGAACCAUCUGGAGCCGCACGGAGGCCCCUUCGGAGAGCGAGCCGAUGCCGGAGACGCUGUCACCUGAACGCUGGCAGCCGCCGCUGGAUAGCGAAGCGGGCAGCGCAGAGGUCGCGCAUGAGUUCCUGGAGGAGCUCCCCGAAGCGGGGCGAGGGGGAGGCGGGAUUUGGGGCCUGACCCGCACCCAGACGGGGGUCGUAGUCACCUGCAUCGUGGUGGGCUCCGCCUUGCUCCUGGGGAUGGUGCUGGCAGCGGGCGUCUACGGCUCCAGUCGGAAGCGCUCUGUCCAGGCCAAAGCCUAGGUCUGCCAUGGGCCUGGCCCAGUUCGCGCCCUUUCUUCCAACACUCACGCCUUCACCUGCUCCACCACGCCGGCCCCUGCACGGGCUCAGCAGCAGCCUGCCGCACCACAGCUCUAGGCGCUCCUAGCCGACUUUUCUCCCUGGGAAUCUGUGCCCAGACGGACGCUGGUGCUCCUUCGCUCGGCGCUUCUUUGAGGCAGGUUGCGCACCUUCGGCUGAGGGACGCCCAGGGCCGGAUUCGCAGCAGGACGGCUAGCACGGCCGGGCGGUGCCCGGUCCCCGCACUGGGAAGUCGGGACAGUUUGAGACACUUAGGAAGAGGUGCCAAUCCGGGCCCGCUCUUUCUUUAUGCAGGCCGCAAAUCUCGGCUGUUCGAAGGGGCGGGACCCCCAUGCAAGCCCUCCCAUCUCCAAAAAGGCGCUUGACUCGUCGAUCCCAAGCGGUCGGAGCUUACGCAGGUCACCAUCGACCAAAGGCCGGCAAAGGGCUUCUGGGGCGGGCUGGGAUACCCCGGGGGUGGCGCGACUUGUACAUUUCAUAUAGAGGCACACAGAGGUCAGCAGGUUCCCUCUAGGGAGGAAGACGCCCUUCCCCCCACCCCCACCCCGAUUCCGGAAGCCCUGUG
Messenger RNA from Pantherophis guttatus, 2753 nucleotides. RefSeq lists its product as uncharacterized. The record is from RefSeq and is a predicted model, not a curated record. Gene Ontology annotation, cellular component: plasma membrane. Gene Ontology annotation, molecular function: protein binding. Lineage: Eukaryota; Metazoa; Chordata; Lepidosauria; Squamata; Colubridae.